Messenger RNA from Strongylus vulgaris, 778 nucleotides. Lineage: Eukaryota; Metazoa; Nematoda; Chromadorea; Rhabditida; Strongylidae. The record is from the annotation of a GenBank genome assembly.
UUUUGUGAAGAUAUAUCUAGUUUUAUAGAACUUCUCAGAUUAUUGUGACUUAAGAAACAAGUUUUGACUUCAGACUCGGCUCUGCCCAUCCGAACUUGCCUUGGCCGCUCAGCACGAACUUGUUGGUGACGGUCCAAAAGCUCUCUUCCCAAAGUGUUCUGCAUUGUCUAUCACAUCUGAAAAUUGCAUUGCCGUACUGGAUUCUCCCUCUGUUCUGAUGCCCGCAGUGCCAGAAACAGAAAUUCCGCGUAAUCAUCUUACCCACUUCUGCUAUGUAGAUAGUGGGAAGCACUAUGAAGGUACCGCAUCUACAACUGUAAGCGGGAAAACUUGCAUGAACUGGAAUGAGGCACCAUCGAGAGAAUACAAUGUGAACAGAUAUCCCGAACUCCGAUAUGGUAGGAAUUAUUGCCGUAAUCCGGGUGGUAAGAAAACAAAACCGUGGUGUUAUUCGCAACCGAUGGGCCAAGAAGAAUACUGCGAUAUUCCGCAAUGUUCAAGGGAUAUGUUCCCACAUCUCAGAGAAGGUACUGACGGUACACAAAAUAACAAUGUUGGCCUAGGAGAGUCAAUGACGUCAAUGUGGGAGAAUUUAGCUCCUCAUUGGCAGUUGGCUGUCGUUGGUGGCGGCGUACUUACCAUACUCCUACUCCUACUACUUUUCUGCUGUAUUUGUUGCUGUAGAACAAGGAAAAAAGCGUCGAAAGAUCGUGCUGGAGCCUCUGCGGCUCAUUCUCUUCUCCCAGCCACUAAUCCUCCAUCUGUCGUUAAUAGGUAG